UAAUUGCAACUUCCUUCCCGAUGCCACUACAGUUCAUUACUCGCGCCGUGCCGGCUGCUCUUCUGCAGUCUGUCUCCACCGCCCUUGCAUUCUCUUCCUCGAGUUCGGUCGCUCUCUCUCUCUCUCUCCCCAGGCCUUCUCUCCCGAUCCUCCCCCCUCGAUCAUCGUCCGAUGGCGAGGAGGCAAAAGCGGCGGCGGCGCGGCUCCGCGCCGGUGGCCCUCCGCAUCGUGUACCGCAACCGGGUGAAAACCCUAGAGAAGGCGAUCCUCUCACUUUUGCCCUGUCCCCCGUCUUCCUCUGCCGAGUGCUCCUGCCGCGGGCGGCGUUGCCUUGGCUGUGACUCCUCGUCCUUUCUCCUACGGAAGGAAGAUCCCAUCGAGUACCGCUUCCUCCUAACCCGUUCAUUUUGUGUCGUUUCCUGCGAAGCACCGGCUCCGCCCAAGGUUUUCUACGAUGAUACCCCAGUGAGCUUCGAGAGCCUUUGCUGCACUGUCAGGAAAUCUCUUUGCACUUCUACCAGUUCACUUUAUAAUCCAAGUUGGGAUUGGCUCUUAUCCAGAAUAGGCAGCCAACUUUUGCUAUUUCUCCUACGAUUUUCAUCAAUUUUUAUCUCUCUUCAAAGAGGAAGUUAUUAUCAGAUCACUGGACGCCAAAUGGACAAACUCAUUAAAAAAUCGAAAUCAAUGAAGAACACUUCAUUAUCCAUUAGUCAGCAGCCUGAAUUGCCUGAGGUCACGCAAGACAUGGCUUACACUAAGAACAGACUGAAGAGAAAGCGAUGUGAAAUUAAUCAAAGUUCAUAUGCCAGGGAUGAUAUGCUAGAUCUUGAUACUUCAUCUAUUAGUACUUAUGGCAAAGAAAAUCUGCUGCAACUUGGUAGUGACAUUGGACCCAAUUGUUCUGAUAAUCCCAAUAAUUCUUCUGGACUAUGUUCCAUUAUGAAAUCCAGAAAACACAGAAGAUUAUUCAGCUGGCAACGUGGAAAAAAGGCUAAGGUUCUUGAACAAAAUAUAACAUCACCAACUGAGAAACUUUAUCCUAGUCCUAGAUCAACUACCAGUAAUCAGUUUAAGGGGCAGUCUGAUAUUGUUCUGCCGAAGUUAUCUAUACAACUUCAACAUUUGAAUAAAUUUUCACAAGUUGAGGCAUAUGAUAAUCAAAUUACACAAAGUGACUUUCCAAGAGAUUUUGGUUACCCGAAGCAGGAUCUAAAUCUUCAAAACCUGAUUCCUUCCAUGUGUUUUUAUUGCUUGAUGAUAAAAUCUUCACAAAAGGUGGAAGCUAGAGAUCAAAUAAAAAGAAGCUACAUCUUCUACAAUAGUUCCUCAACAUAUUCAGUUUUCCCUAAAGCCCACAUCCUUAAUCAACUAAAGCCAAAUAAUUCUGGUGCAAUUACUCUAAUGAAGCAUAUUUUUGGGUUCCCCAAUGGAUGCAAAAACUUUGUAACCUGUCUAGAUUCUGGUUAUGACUGUGCAUUGAAGUCCCAAUGCUUGUAUCAUUCACUUUUACACUCUCUAAAGUCUCUUAUACGGAAUGCCCAGCGUUGUCAGCGUAAUAGGCUGUUGUUCAAACAUUGCCUUCAGAUUUUCAAAGAGCACACUAGGGAUGAUAACAAUUCAAAUUCUCAGAAAAAAGGGUGGUCAGGUCCCCAGCAAGUUUCCUUUAUUCAGAUGUUUGGUGAGGCCCAAUACUCAGAUGUUGAACUGAUUGGAUAUUAUUCAAAGCACCAUCAAGUUGUCUCUUUUAUAUGGGCUGUAUGCAGAUCCAUAGUUCCUGUAUCACUGCUUGGGAACUCUUCUUGUUGGAGAGCUUUACAGAAAAACAUUUCAAAGUUUGUUGAAUCUCACAGAUACGAGACCUUUCAUCUGAAACAAUGUGUUGAUAGAGUUAAAAUAUCUUCUUACCCUUUUUUAUCAAAAGUUCUUUCUUCUCAGUGCUUUUGUAGUGGUAACAGUACAUCUGAUUCUAGUGAAUGUGAAAGAAUAACAGACAGGGAAAGUAACAAUUCAAAAGGGAUGGCGGUUGGAAAUCUUUUCCUAAGUUGGAUUCGUUGGUUUUUUUCAGAAAUAAUUGUGCCUGUCAUCGCUGCCAACUUUUAUGUUACUGAAAGGGAGUCCAGAAAAUAUGAGUUAUUCUAUUAUCCUAUGCCAGUUUGGAAAAAAUUAAUUGGACAAACCAUUACUUCUUUGGUUGGUGAGAAGUUUGAGCUAGCAGAUGAGGCGUUUAUUAAGCGUAUCAUUGGUAAAAGAUCAUUUGGUUUCUCGAAAGCUAGGUUUGUUCCAAAAAGUAAAUGUUUGAGAACUUUGGCAAAUCUAAAAUCAUCAUCCAAAGUAAAACAUUCUAGACAUCCUAAGUUCCUCCUUAAUGCUAUCAAACAAACAGCAGCAACACAGCAGAAAAAUAGGUUUUGUCAUGAAACAGAAAUUCAGUAUAAUUCUGUGAAUUCUGUGCUUAAAGAUGCACUCUCAAUUUUGAGAGAAGUGAUGGCUGAGAACCCAGAAAAAUUAGGAUGCUCUGUAUUCAAUUAUAAUGAUGUCUAUCGAAAAAUUUGCCAUUUCUUAACUGAAGUAAAACUUAGAUCACAAAAAACACUUCAAAUUUAUGUUGUUGUUGUUGAUGUAUUAAAGGCAUUUGAUUCCAUUGACCAGGAGAAGCUAUUGAGCAUAUUAGAGAAUAUUAUUGGCAGCAAUGAGUAUGUUAUGAGAAAACAUGCAAAGAUAUGCUAUCAGAAGAAAUCUUUAAGGGUCCUUUAUAAGAACAUUCCUUAUGGCAGCAGUUGCACUUCUGUGGUUGAUCCUUCUGCUCAAAUAUCCUCAUACAGCAAUAUUUUGGUAGAUCAGGGAAAAAGUGAACAUAUUCAGAGAAAGGAGAUUCUCCAUCUUCUACAAGAGCAUUUGAAGCACAACAUUUUGCAAAUUGAACGCAAAUUUUACUUGCAGAAGGUUGGAAUAUCCCAAGGCAGUGUGUUGUCACCCCUUCUUUGCUCAUGUUAUUAUGGGGACAUGGAAAAUAAAGUACUUUUGCCAUAUCUUGAAAUGAAUAACCAAUGUUUGGUUGCAACCAGUAGCAAGCAAACAAGCAAUGACACUGAUGGGGAGCUGGCUACCAAUAGUUUAUCAUAUCAUGUGCACAAAGAUAUAUUGGAUCUCGGAGACUCAAACUUGUUUGAUUCUAAUGAACAUCGAGCUACAAAAGCUAAUGGUCUUGCAUUUGAUUCCAAGGAUUUGAAAUCUGGAGAAAAUUUGUUAAUAAGAUUUAUUGAUGAUUUUCUAUUUUUGUCUACUUCAAAAGAUCAAGCACAAAAAUUCUUCAAUCGAAUGAGAAGAGGAUUUCAUGCUUACAAUUGUUCAUUAAACAAAAAGAAGCUUGGGACCAAUUUGGAUAUGAUGCAGAGUGACCAUUUGAUUAAGAAAAUAUACGUGGGUGAAGAUGGUAUACCAUUUGUUACAUGGAGUGGCUUGCUUCUCAACUGCCACACACUGGAAAUCCAAGCAGACUAUACAAGGUAUUUAGAUACUAAUAUGAGAUCCACUAUGAACGUGAAAGCACAUACUAAGCUUAGCUAUCAUUUGAAGGCAAAGUUGUUUCACUUUGCGCAAACAAGAUGCCACCCCAUUUUUUAUGACUCCAACAUCAACUCUCCUUCUAUUGUCGGUUUGAAUGUAUAUCAGGCAUUUCUCCUAUGUGCAAUGAAGUUCCAUUGCUAUAUGAAUUGCAUAAAAAUUGUGAUCAAGUUGAAUCCAAGUUACUUGCUGAAGAUAAUUUUAAAUUCGCUCUGUCGCAUGUACAAACAGAUCAGGAAGUUGAUGUGUCGCAUGUUGCACAGCUUCAAUAUUCGUGCAUCGUUUGUGCUUGAGAAAAAAGAUGUGAUUUGGCUUGGGCUCACUGCAUUUACUUGGAUUCUCCAAAAGAAACAUUCGCAACACAAAAAGCUGCUUUCACUCUUGAGGUCAAGGAUGGAGACCUACGGAAGGGUUGAAGAUAUGUCAUCACAUUUGAGAUAUGCAGUUGAUGAGUCCCAUUCUUCCUGUUUCGCAAAAAUUAAGUUCUGAUUUACUCCUGGUAUCAUUUGAAGUUGAUUUCAAACAAUUGCUCAUUUAGAUUUAUAUUCUCUUCGUUUAUGAAUCCAUUUUCCUUCGUGUCAAAUCGACAGUAAAAUGUGGACAUGCUCCUGACAUUCCUGAAUUGCUCUUUUUCUAUAGUGAUGUUUUCGAUAUGCCACAGCUAUGCAUUCAUUCCUGUAGCAUGAUAUUAAAUUUUGAGUCCUUUGUUUGAGUUGAUCCUUGUUUCU
Zingiber officinale is the source of this 4292-nucleotide messenger RNA. RefSeq names its product telomerase reverse transcriptase-like. The coding region runs from base 172 to 4053 and encodes 1293 amino acids. Gene Ontology annotation, molecular function: telomerase RNA binding; telomeric repeat DNA binding. Gene Ontology annotation, cellular component: telomerase catalytic core complex. The record is from RefSeq and is a predicted model, not a curated record. Gene Ontology annotation, biological process: telomere maintenance via telomerase. NCBI's taxonomy places the organism in Eukaryota, Viridiplantae, Streptophyta, Magnoliopsida, Zingiberales, Zingiberaceae. The transcript is spliced from 12 exons.